AUGCUGGCUGUUCUUUUAGUGAAUAUGGUCCUUAGCUGUUGUGGCUAUAACGAAGAUAUAACCCAUUGUUUAAGCACUAGAACACCCUACUUCCUCAAAGAUAUCAGAGACCCAACGCUGGACCAUUUCACUGUGGUUCAUGCAGAGUUAGUCCAGCGACAUGGCUCUCGAUAUCCAACAUCAAAUGACAUAAAUGCAAUGAAUAUGAUGGCUGAAAAAUUUGCUGAAAAUUCUAAAAUUACAUGGAAAAACCCAUUUCCAAUGGAAAUGGAAGGAGAGUUAUGUGAAAGAGGAAAACAAGAAUUAUUUAGUUUGGGAAAAUAUUAUAAGGGUGAAUUUAAAAAGUUGUUUUAUGGGAAAUCUUUACUUAAUAUUAACAUUACUGCUACCUUUAAAAAAAGGACUCAAGAUAGUGCUAGAAGUUGGUUAGAAGGGUUUUAUGAUGAUGAACCUGAAAAAAAACAAAUGGUUAUUGAUAACAAAAUAAAUAUUACUGUUGUUCCUAAAGACAAAGACACUCAGUUGUACUUUCAUAAAAAUUGUAGAAGAUAUGUUGAAUAUGAAAAAAGUGGUUCAACACAUAAACAGUCUAACCAAUAUGCUCAAAUGAAAUUAAGUGAAACAGCAAAUAGAUUUAUAGAAGCAAUUGGAAUGACUGAUAUUGAUGAAAGUACAAGUAAAAGUCUUACACAACUUGCUUUCACUGCUGGAGCACAUGAAUAUGUUGUAUUUAAUAAAAGUGAUGGAAUGUUAAAAUAUUUUAAUAUUAGGGAUGCACAUAUAAUGGAGUAUAUCAAAGACUUAGAAACAUAUUAUACAAAAGGUAAUUUUAGUGAGUUAAAUUAUAAAAUUGCAAUCCCUCUUUUGGACUCUAUUAUUAAUGGAUUAAAAUUAGCAGUUGUAAAUGAUAAAAAUAUUCAAUUAACAAAACAGGAUAAUAAUAUCCUUGGUAAUUUUAGAUUUGCACAUGCAGAAACUGUGACUCCUCUAAUGACUUUAAUGGGAGUUAAUAUUGAUCAAUUUGCUUUAACUGUAAAAUUAAAUGAAGCAAAAAAGAAUCAGAGAAAAUGGAAUAUGUCUAAAGUUAGUCCAUAUAGUGUCCAUUUCAUGUUUGUUCUUCUAAAAUCAAAAAAAGGGCAAUAUUAUGUAAGAACUUAUUUUAAUCAAGAAGCUAUAGUUUUACCUUCUUGUGGAACAGAAAUCUGUUUAUUUGAGGAUUUUGUGAAGUACUAUGAAAAAAUUACAAAAGACUUUGACUAUAAUACAUUUUGUUCAAAUUAA
Messenger RNA from Entamoeba nuttalli P19, 1281 nucleotides. Its product is annotated as histidine acid phosphatase family protein. The coding region runs from base 1 to 1281 and encodes 426 amino acids. NCBI's taxonomy places the organism in Eukaryota, Evosea, Mastigamoebida, Endamoebidae. The record is from RefSeq and is a predicted model, not a curated record. The transcript has a single exon. Gene Ontology annotation, molecular function: acid phosphatase activity; inositol phosphate phosphatase activity.